Orcinus orca (killer whale) is the source of this 4206-nucleotide messenger RNA. It is a transcript of the gene C1H1orf115, whose product is annotated as chromosome 1 C1orf115 homolog. The coding region runs from base 1154 to 1813 and encodes 219 amino acids. The transcript is spliced from 3 exons. NCBI's taxonomy places the organism in Eukaryota, Metazoa, Chordata, Mammalia, Artiodactyla, Delphinidae. The record is from RefSeq and is a predicted model, not a curated record.
GCGCUCCCUGCUUUGAAAAGCAGACCGGGGUGAAAGCCACGCUUCUGCUGUUUUCCGUCCUUCCGCAAGUAAUCACAGCCCUGCAGGUGCUGAAUUUUUCUGAGGGAGGAGAGAGGCUUAACUUAAAAUCAAGUUCAAGCCUCUGAGUAUUACAUGGAAUUGGACAUUGUAAGAUUUAAAAUUAUAUAAACUGAGAACAUAUUUGCAACUUUGGGAUUUUUGAUUACCACAGUGAGGUCAGAAGAGUUAUAGGACUGCUUAAGUAGUCACGCAGGAGCAAGGGAAGCGCUCUUCACACUGAAUAACUUCUAAAGAGACAACGGUGAGAGCAACAUAAAGAAUUUCACCUGCCCAUCCCCAUUGGUUUCCUUCAACUUUUUGCUGAAGUCAGACUGUGAUUAACACCGUGGACACACUGUUCUGGGUUUCUGAAUGUUUUCUUAACAUAGGCACCUAGAAAGGUAUGGCCGUUUUUCAGAACUCUUGAUAAAUAUUUGCUGAUUGCCUUUGCAAAAGCCUGUCUCCAGUUUGCGACCCAUGAAUAUUGUAUUAUAACCAUCCUCUCACCAUACCCUCACCAGCAUUGAGUAUAAUCUUUUUCAAAAGAUUAGUUUAUUUAUGUAUUUAUUUUUGGCUGCGUUGGGUCUUUGUUGCUGGGCGUGGGCUUUCUCUAGUUGAGAGGAGUCGGGGCUGCUCUUUCUUGCUGUGCGCGGGCUUCUCAUUGCAGUGGCUUCACUUGCUGUGGAGCACGGGCUCUAGGCACGUGGGCUUUGUAGUUGUGGCUCCCGGGCUCAGUAGUUGUGGCUCGUGGGCUCUAGAGGGCAGGCUCAGAAGCUGUGGCCCAGGGACUUAGUUGUUCUGCAGCAUGUAGGGAUCUUCCUGGACCAGGGCUCAAACCCGUGUCCCUUGCACUGGCAGGCGGAUUCUUAACCACUGCGCCACCAGGGAAGUCUGAGUAUAAUCUUUAUUACUGUCAUCUUUUUCAUCACCAUCAUCAUCAUCUCUCAUCAUCUCUGCCAGCUUGCACGUGUGCAAAGGAAGUCUCACUAUUUGGGGUUCACUUAUUUAGUUGCAAGUGUGGUUGAACGUGCUUUGCGUGUUCAUUGUGCAUUGAGCUUUGGAGCAUCCCUCACCCCUUUGGCCAGAGGAUGGGAUGCUGGCGGCUGGGCCCGACCACCAGAAAGCCAGGCCUGGGUGGAGCCGCCGCCAUCCUAGAGCCAGAGGGCGCUGCGAUCCCAAGUUUCCCAUCCACCUCUCCCCCAGCCCCCCCGCCCCGUCCGGACUAGGCCGGGCUGGGCCGGGCUGGGCAAGGGCGGACGGCGGGGGUGGAGGCGCAGGCUGGGCGCAAAGGUUGGUGUCUUCGUGCACCGACCUCAGCCGGAGGGCCCGCGGCACCAUGACGGUGGGAGCCAGGCUCCGAAGCAAGGCGGCGAGCAGUCUCCCGCGCUGCAGGCCCCUCGCCCGGGGGCGAGGGCGGACGGAGGGGGACGAGGAGGCGGCUGCUAUCCUGGAGCAUCUGGAGAGCGGGGCCGAGGCGGCGGAGAGCGGGGCGAGCGAGCAGCGCCCGGGGACCCGGGGCGCGCGGAGGGUGCACCUCGCGGUCCUCCCCGAGCGCUACGAGCCGCUGGAGGAGACGGCGCCGGGCGAGAAGCCCAAGAAGAGGUACCGGCAGAAGCUGAAGAAGUACGGCAAGAACGUUGGGAAGGUUAUCACCAAAGGAUGCCGCUACAUCGUGGUCGGCCUGCAGGGAUUCGCUGCUGCCUACUCCGCCCCGUUCGGAGUGGCCACCAGUGUGGUGUCGUUUGUCCGCUAGUGGGAGCUGCCUGGGCAGACUGGAAGCCUCUGUUCCGGGAACAGUGCGAAUCCGGGAGCAUCUCAGACUUGAACUCACAAAAUACUCGGAAGAAAGAAAACGUCUUGGUUGAAUUGGAUGAGUGUUUCCGAUGAGUCAUCCCCCUCCAACUGCUGAGCUCUCCACACGUCUGGGACACGGGUGGCCCUGGUGGACAAUCCCGCAGAGAAUUAGGCUGAGAUCAGGCUUGGGAUUAGGGUUAGUUCGCUAAAACCGGAGCUGCCCGUGAAGGGGGCAGGGGCUGGUGUGGAGACAAACACUUGACAGAAGUCCGCGCUCUGGGUGGGUAGCAGAGUGGUGAUUAGGGACACGGAUGGGGGAUUUGCAUCUGGAGUGAGCUGAUUUGCUCAAUUCUAGAAAGCGCACAGGCUGACAGGACUCCCAGCCCUUAGCUGCUUCGGUUCUGAGGACACCCAAGGAACUGUUUGUUCCUGAAGUCAUCCCCCCAUCUCCUUCCUGUACCCCUUUGCCACAAGGAGUUUUAAUUACAGGCUUGAGAAGAAGGAAGGAAGAAAAACCUCUUUGAAGGCUACGAUGCUUUGAAAACUGUGUUGACGAUGUGUCAUGACUGUUUCAAGUAGAUGAAGGCUUGUCACUUUCACCUUCUCUGACAUGAAUGUGGAGGUGGUGAUGAGGGUGGUAGGAUCUGCAAGUUCAGGUGCAGGUUGUUUGAGGGAGAGAGCACUCCUGAGGGCUGCCGGGCCCAGUCCAGCCCAGUCCAGCCCAGUCCAGCCCAGCCACAUGGAGCUGGCCAGACUCUCCGGCAGGCAGAUGGCUGGCCUCCUGACUCAGCUGCCUGGGGUACCAUCAGCCCCCUCAUCCUUGACGUCAAGCCGACGAAGGGUGCUCUCUCUGGGGAGAGAGGGAGGUGCUAUACCUGGAAAUGAAAGUGUAUUAUUUAGAGAAGGAACCAGAAGGUAGGAGACAGGUAUGAAGGAAGCAGAAGAAGGAUGCUGGACGAGAGAAGCGGAAGCACAGGUGCCAGGUCUGCGUUAUCAGCGCUGGAAAAUCUUAAGCUCUGGGCGGGGUCCGGGGGAGGCUGGGUGACCAGAGACACCGUGCUGGUGCUUCCAGACCCUCUGAGGCCUGUGAGCUCACAUUGGCUGCCUUUGGAGCAGCCUUUCCUCUUCCGUGCUGCCCAGUUUGACGUCAUCUCAGCUGGAUUCAAAGUUAGGGCGGGCGAGGGUCCCGGGCCUGGAGGGUGACCCGUGGACUGCCACUGGACCAUCGGACAGGGGGGUGCCCGCUGCCAGCUUCCACGAUAGGCCCCUGUUCUGACCUGGUUUCCAGAAUGUCCCGAAGUCCAAAAUAGUUAUUACGGACCAGUCUGCAGGAUUGGUGGCAACACCUGCUUGUUGCCCUGUGAAGUUUCCCGGGGCAGGGAAAUGAGGGCUCAGUGCUCAUGCUUCACCCGUCAAACCCAACCAGGUGGCACCGGAAAGUGGAGAAGGUUGGAAGACAGACAGAUGGACAGAAAGAGGAACGAGUGGAGGAGAGCGUUGUAGCCGGGAAGCUAGAUUGUGCUUCACGUUCUGGAGGCUCAUGUUGAAGAUGAACUUGGACCCAAUUCCUGCAUCAUUAAUAUCGGUGAGGAAAAGAGAAAACAAAUGGUCUUGUUUUAGCUCAAAUGAUGAGAGUUGAUGGUGGAACAUUUUCACACAUGUACGAUAAUUAGAGCCUGGCCACGCUGGGAGUCAGGGAAGAGAGGCGACAUCCGUGGAAGAAAAAGCAAAGCAUCGUCCGGGGGGAAAGAGAGUCAGGCCUGCGCGACCUGCUGGUCACAGGAAAGGCAGACGGGAAGAAGGAGCCUGUGUGGGUUUGAGGACGCCUGCCCGGUGGCCCAGUGCUGCUGACCUGCCCCCAGAGAAGCCCGUUGAGUCUCCCAGGGGAUGUAGAAGUGUGACCUGGGAGGGACGAGAGCGGCUGAAGCCUGUCCAAGGGAGAAUCGCCCCCGCUUACCCCCAAAUUAGAGACAUUAUAAGGCCAAGCACAUUUGUCCCUCAACGUUUUAGAAUACUGGUUAAGAAUUAAUCCAGAAAUUUCAAAAGUCAAAACCUUGCAGGGAUGGUCCUGGGAGCCAGAUUCGUGUGCACAGAAGAUGAACUGCUGUAAACUGUCACUCAGCUGAGUUGUCAUUUCCCCCGAGACAAGGCGCCCAUGCUGCAGAUUACCUUUUCGCCUUUUCUUUCUCUUUAGUUUUUAAAAAAAUAUAUCAGCAUCCACACCCUACUAAAAAUUGAGUUUUAGAACCUUCCCUUCACACGAUUGACCAAGAGGCUUCUUUUGUAUGCUUUUCUUCCAUAUCCUGUGAAUAAAAGCCCCAACUUGUCUAAUGUUUCUGUGCGUGAAGUUUU